CCGCCGCGCUCCCGCGCUCCGUUCCGCACAGGCCGUGCCCAGCUGGAAUGCAGAGAUCGCCGCCCGGCUUCGGCGCACACGACGAGCCGCCCGCCCGCCGCGACUGCGCGUGGGCCCCGGGCUCCGGGGCCGCCGCCGAGCCGCGCGGCCUCCCCGCCGUCCCCGCCGCGCCCGCCGCGCCCGCCGCGCCCCGCAGCCCGCCGCGCAGCCCGCCGCGCAGCCCCGAGUCGGGGCGCUAUGGCCUCAGCCCUGCGGGCCGCGGGGAUCGCCAGGCGGCCGACGAGUCGCGCAUUCGCCGGCCCAUGAACGCCUUCAUGGUGUGGGCCAAGGACGAGCGCAAGCGGCUGGCACAGCAGAACCCGGACCUGCACAACGCGGUGCUCAGCAAGAUGUUGGGGAAAGCGUGGAAGGAGCUGAACGCCGCCGAGAAGCGACCCUUCGUGGAGGAGGCGGAGCGGCUGCGUGUACAGCACCUUCGUGAUCACCCUAACUACAAGUACCGGCCGCGCCGCAAGAAACAGGCGCGCAAGGCCCGGCGGCUUGAGCCGGGCCUCCUGCUGCCGGGGCUAGCACCUCCGGCGCCGGCGCCGCCUUCGGAGCCCUACCCCACGGGCCACGGCUCAACCCGCGCUUUCCGGGAGCUGCCGCCACUGGGCGCCGAGUUCGAAGGCUUGGGGUUGCCAACGCCCGAGCGCUCGCCGCUGGACGGCCUGGAGCCCGGCGAGGCCGCCUUCUUCCCGCCGCCUGCGGCGCCCGAGGACUGUGCGCUGCGAGCCUUUCGUACGCCUUACCCGCCUGCGGAGCUGCCCCGAGACCCCGGCGCCUGCUACGCCGCGCCCCUGGCCGACUCGCUCAGGACCGCGGCUCCCGGAGCAUCUCUCACUGGCCUUUACUACGGAGGCCUGGGCGCACCCGGCCCCUACCCCGGGCCGCUGUCGCCACCGCCCGAGGCGCCGGCGCUGGAGGGCACCGAGCCACUGGGCCCCGCAGCCGAUCUGUGGGCCGAUGUGGACCUCACUGAGUUCGACCAGUACCUCAACUGCAGCCGGACUCGGCCCGACGCCACCGGGCUUCCUUACCACGUGGCAUUGGCCAAGUUGGGCCCCCGCGCCAUGUCCUGCCCGGAAGAGAGCGGCCUGAUUGCUGCGCUGUCGGACGCCAGCAGUGCUGUCUACUACAGCGCCUGCAUCUCAGGCUAGGCCGGCGCGUGGCGCCGGACGCGGGU
Messenger RNA from Ochotona curzoniae (black-lipped pika), 1225 nucleotides. It is a transcript of the gene SOX18, whose product is annotated as SRY-box transcription factor 18. Gene Ontology annotation, biological process: vasculogenesis; positive regulation of transcription by RNA polymerase II; angiogenesis. Gene Ontology annotation, molecular function: RNA polymerase II cis-regulatory region sequence-specific DNA binding; DNA-binding transcription factor activity, RNA polymerase II-specific. The record is from RefSeq and is a predicted model, not a curated record. The coding region runs from base 48 to 1199 and encodes 383 amino acids. Lineage: Eukaryota; Metazoa; Chordata; Mammalia; Lagomorpha; Ochotonidae. The transcript is spliced from 2 exons.